Messenger RNA from Pleuronectes platessa (European plaice), 2587 nucleotides. RefSeq names its product endonuclease domain-containing 1 protein. The record is from RefSeq and is a predicted model, not a curated record. The transcript has 3 exons. Gene Ontology annotation, molecular function: metal ion binding; nucleic acid binding; hydrolase activity. Bases 575 to 1477 code for a protein of 300 amino acids. Lineage: Eukaryota; Metazoa; Chordata; Actinopteri; Pleuronectiformes; Pleuronectidae.
ACACACACACACACACACACACACACACACACAAACACAAGCACACACGCACACAUACUGCAGUAACUCAAUAUUUUCCCAAAACAUUAGAAAGAACUUUCCACCAGACAAGGACUCCACUAACUUAAGAAAAGACUUUUCUUAAGUUAUUGUAAAAGUUGGAAAACCCCUGAGUGCUUGUGUGUGUGUGUGUGUGUGUGUGUGUGUGUGUGUGUGUGUGUGUGUGUGUGUGUGUGUAUGUGUGUGUGCAUUCCUGUGUGUGUGUGUGCAUUCCUGUGUGUAUGCAGCAAACUUAGAGGUGUAUUUGUUUUGUUUCGCAUGCUCAUUUCUUUUCUAAUCAUCAGCAGCCUGAUCUGAAUAUCCUCCAUGUUUACUUUUGUUAUUGUGUUGCUGGAUUUGUGUAGUGUAAUGAUUGUUGGGUAGCAUUCUGCAAUCCUGCCACCUGGUGGACAGCAGUAGAACCGCUUGUUUAAUCUGCCAGCUCUUCCCUGGUGUUUGGACCGAGGUGGAAACGCAGGGACACAGUCGUCUGUGGAACCUUUAACUUCCUGUGACUAGAGGCUCCAGGAUCAGGAUGUCUCGUCUUGUCUCUCUGGUCGUGGUCGUCCUGCUCUCCUGGGGGACGUGGCGCCCGGCUGCAGCUGAUGUUGGUGAUUUUGCUCCAUGCCUGCGGUUCUUCUACAGGUCAUGGCCUCCUAAAGGUUUGCUGGGGACCCCGAUCUGCCAGCGCUUCCUCAACCAGUACCGCUUUGCCACGUUGUACAGCCGAGCGCGCCGCUCCCCGUGGUUCUCCGGCUACCUGUACACCCUGCCGGCGGGGAAGAGGCCCGCAGCUUCCUGGAAGUUUGAGCCACAGUUAGCGUACCCGGGAGCCGACGGCAACAUGACCCCCUUCCCCCCCGGCCCCGUGGACCAGAACGUGGUGGAGAGCCAGGCGGUGGAGCACGACUACAUCAACUCCACCUACUCCCGGGGCCACAUGGACCCCAGCCUUCACCACAGGAGCCACGACGACCGCUUGGCCACCUUCACCCUCACUAACGUGGUCCCUCAGAAGGCGGGCUCUAACGACGGCCCCUGGCAGAUCCUGGAGCAGAGGGUCAACAAAACGCUGGCGGCUUACUGCCUCGGAGACGCCUACAUCGUGACCGGCGUCAUCCCCUAUCAGAGCGAGGAGCCCUGGCUCAACAACCAUCGUGUGGCGGUGCCGGAGUACAUGUGGUCAGCCUACUGCUGCCCGAAGUUCAACAGCAGUCUCCCAGAGAAGCUGAAGGACUUCUUUCCCACGUACGCUGCCAUCGGCCGCAACGACAGCAACAGCACCGAGGAGAUAGUGCCCGUCGACCCGGCGGCUAAGAAACAGUUCAGAGGAUAUGACGUGAGGUCGAUGCCGCUGGAAACACUGGAGCUGGUUCUGAAGGAGCGGUUCUCUGCGGUCGUCAGUGUUUUCUAUGAGCGCUGCUCUGGAUCAGACUAGUUACAGUCAGGUCUAAAGUAUUUGAAUUGAUUUUAGUAUUUGUUACUUUAGAAAAUGGAUCUUAAAGGAAAUGCCAGAAAAAAAUUAUGAAAAAUGUCACACGACAGCUGCUCGAGUAAAAAGAACCCAACAUUGACUUUAACACAUUGUGACAGGUUCGUUUUCCUGAAGAGAGACACCACAUGUUUAAUUAUAGAAAACAGGAUGUGAACUUUGUGAAACUUUAUUCUUUACAGACACAAGUCAUAACUGACAUAGUCACUGACACAUAAAUGUAAAUAUAGGCUUAGGAAAUGAAAAAAGUCUCUUAGCUUAGUCUUUAUGCUAAGCUAACCUUACUGAAUCCUUGUUCUGUCCACUUAUCUUAGUUUAGCAUGAAACAGGGGGAGACUUUCAGCUCUUCCCUUUGCAUCCAGGCUUUAUGCUAAGCUAAGCUAACUGGCUGCUGGUUGUAGCCUUUAAUUGAACAAGCAGAUAUGAUAUGAGUUGUCAUAUCAUAUCUGAAAAAUAAAAAAAAUAUAUUUAAUUUUAUUGCUGAGCUGCUGUGGACGAGCAACACCGAUCACUCAGAUAAACUAAUGCUGCACCCACCACAUGUGACCAGCAGAUGGCGCCCUUGUGCUUUAUUAAGUUUCUCCUGCACAGAAAACAAACACCUUUUAUUAUCUUGUGAUCAACUUAAUAUUGUAAAUGAUCUUUCUUCUUUGUAUUUAAAACUAAAAUCACACUGUUUCCGUUUUGCAUGAAGGCACCAGUGUUUUCUACUGGGACAUAAAUAAACAAAUCAAGAGCAAAUAAUGAAAUACGCAUACGACUCAUUUUGAUAAACAACUUGUUCCACGGGUGUUUUUCUGUCUGUUGAAAUGAUCACUGAGACACAUGUUUCAUCAUCAGACUCGCUGUGGAUUUAUUGCAUGAACAGAUGGAACAGGAUCACACGUGAACAAGAGGGUUGAACACGUCUAACACGCUGGUGUGUCAAACUGGAUUACUCUGAGAAAACCUGAAUCACCAGCUCAGUGUUGUUGAGUCAUCGGAGCGGAGAAGAGCUUGUCCCACACCUCCACCUUCAUGAUGGCUUUGCCCAUCGGGGACAUGGUCACCUUGAUG